Molecule: messenger RNA, 186 nt
Organism: Thlaspi arvense
Lineage: Eukaryota; Viridiplantae; Streptophyta; Magnoliopsida; Brassicales; Brassicaceae
Source: the annotation of a GenBank genome assembly
AUGAGAUGUACUCCCUGCCCGCUCAUGGAGGAAAGCCUUCCUCCAGGGUUCAGGUUUCAUCCGACUGAUGAAGAACUCAUUACUUACUAUCUGACUCACAAGGUAUCUGACUUCAGCUUCACUUCCAAGGCCAUUACAGAUGUUGAUCUCAACAAGUGCGAGCCUUGGGACCUCCCAGAUGAAUAG